This is a messenger RNA of Eimeria mitis, 690 nucleotides long. RefSeq names its product ZYRO0B15180p, related. Lineage: Eukaryota; Apicomplexa; Conoidasida; Eucoccidiorida; Eimeriidae. Bases 1 to 690 code for a protein of 229 amino acids. The transcript is spliced from 2 exons. The record is from RefSeq and is a predicted model, not a curated record.
AUGAAGGGUACCCCCAGGGGGGCCCCCAAAGAGGACCCGAAGGGGACCCCCAGGGGGGCCCCCAAGGAGGAGACAAAGGGGACCCCCAGGGGGGCCCCCAAGGAGGAGACAAAGGGGACCCCCAGGGGGCCCCCCAAGGAGGAGACGAAGGGGGGGGCCCCCCUUGGGGCCCCCAAGGAGAUACCGAAGUUGAAACAUAAGGAUAGCCUAAAAGAGGAGGACCCGAAGGGGACCCCCAAGGGGGCCCCCAAGGAGGAGACAAAGGGGACCCCCAGGGGGCCCCCCAAGGAGGAGACGAAGGGGGGGGGCCCCCAGGGGGCCCCCAAGGAGAUACCGAAGUUGAAACAUAAGGAUAGCCUAAAAGAGGGUACUAAAGGGGACCCUGAAGGGGCCCCCAAGGAGACCCCCAGGGGGGGGAGGCUGAGGAGCCCCAGGGGGCCCCUCAGGCAAGGGUCUAGGGGGCCCCCCAAGAAGGGUUUCCGCCGCAGCGGUGCUUCUCUAUCAAUAGACGAAGACACACAGAGUACUUCUUCUGCUUCGACCACUGCAGCAGCAGCAGCAGCAGCAGCAGCAGCAGAUACAGCCAGAGACACACACACAAGCGAUGAUGAUGAGGGCCCCACCAGCGGCACCUCUACCCCCCCAGCAGAGCAGUCGGGGCUCACCAGCUGGCUGGGGGGUUGGUUCUAA